AUGAUUGACCAAUUAGAAAAACUCUUGGAUGAAACAGAGUCUCUCAGGAACGGUGAUUCAACAUCUACUAGCAGCAGCUUGCUUUCAAGAGAAUCAGACUUUACCAACGAUGCUUUACAUACCCGAUUUUCCAAUUAUUGUACUGGUAGCAAAAUUAUAGAUGAAUAUUUCGGGGCGAAUUCACUGUACCUGCUACUGUCAAAUGGUGGAAGGCAAUGGUAUAUUGAAACAUGUACAGGAUUUGAUCCCUCUUUCAAAAAGACACUUUCUGAAUCUUUGUUGAAUGUUUUCUUCUUUAUUGAUAUGGUGGUUGAUGAGAAAUCUGGUGUCUGGGUGAAUGUUACAUCUACUGAAGAGCUAGAGAAUCUACUAGAAAUUGAUUUUAUUGAGGAAGCUUAUAUUGAAAGCCUUAUUGAUAGCCAUUAUGAAGAAAUUUCACAAUUUCAGUAUCAAAAUUUUAAGUCUCAACAAGAAAUCAAAUUGAUUAGCAAAGAAAUUUUCAAAUACAAAAAACAUUUAUUAGAAGAUACAAGUUGUCUUUUCUUUUUGAGCUUCUUAUUAGAAUGUUCCUCAUUAGAAUAUUCCAAAGCAAUAUCCUCUGAUGAUUUAGAUGAUUCAAUAAAAAUCAAGCUGUUUUUGAGAAGUCUAAUUAAGUAUUGUGUUCAUUUGAUUAGAGCUAUAUUCUUCUCCAAUAAUAAAGUUGAGGACCUUGAAGGAAUGUUAUUAUUUUUGAAAUUUUCAGACUCAAAGUACAUUGACACAUACCUAUCAUCUUUGCUAGAUUAUUCAAUUCAUGUUGUGAAAGAAUUGGGGCUACACAAGAUGGAAUACUAUGUUGGACUUUCAGAAGAAAAAGCAGAAUUAAGAAGGGAACUAUUUUGGGAGUUUUACAACCUUGAAAAAAAGCAAUGCCUUUUAACUGGUCAGAGAUCCUUGUUUGAUGAUGAAGAGAUUACAUGUUUCUAUCCUAAUGGAAUUCAUGAAAUAGCAGAGAAGGCCAACACUGGAAGUGGUAUAGAUCUCACUGGAGAUAAUGUUACAGACUACAUCAGGUAUUAUGAGAUUGAAUUCUACAGAUUUGUGCACCAGGUCCAAAAUAUUCUAGGGAAAGGAAGAAUACAAUUAAGUUCAAUUUCAAGUAUGUUGGAAGAGUUAAAAAUGUUGAAAGGCUCUAUUGAUCCAGCUAUAAGGCCAGGAAAUAAAAUUUUGGAUGAAAACCCAUUAGAACUCAAUCAAUUCCAAGUUUUGAAAGUUCAAAAACUCCAUGUUCAGUACAACACUAUUUACUUUUUCAUCAUUUCUAGCUUCACAAGUACAAAGCUGCAUGCUCUAUACGAUGAAUCUGGUCUAGAGUGUUGCUUCAAUAUUCUUGAAACAAUUUUUGAGACAAAAGUUUGUGACUUUACUCCAGUUAAUGCACUUACCAAGAAUGGAAUAAUAGCUUUUCUUUAUAUGAUUGAGUCGUUCUUGAGAAACCCAAAGCAGACUAAAAGCACACAGAUAAUGCGAUAUCUUAUCAAGUUUCAAUUUAGAAUGGUUGAAGGAUCAUCUUCUUACCAUUCCAUGUUUUGGAGAAUCACGAACGUGAUUGCCAAUUAUAUGCUUGAACCUUGUGUUAGUAUAUAUCUUAGUGUGAAGGGGUCAUCAGUUCCAGCAUCAUUGGGAUUACAAAUUCGUGAUUACCAUGAUAGGCUUGCCAAAUUUAAAGAUGUGAUCAGUUCUUAUAGAAAUCAGCAGUCUGGAAUUGACCUUAAUGCUGAUGAACGUGCUUUCUCAGAUUUGAUUGCACCUAUUCAGGACCUGACAAGUGGUAAGAAAUUGCUCUUCGUUGAUUCAGAAGCUUCAGAUUCACCAGAAAGUUAA
Messenger RNA from Hansenula anomala, 1863 nucleotides. Its product is annotated as fungal specific transcription factor domain-containing protein. The record is from RefSeq and is a predicted model, not a curated record. Gene Ontology annotation, molecular function: DNA binding; zinc ion binding. The transcript has a single exon. Gene Ontology annotation, biological process: DNA-templated transcription. Lineage: Eukaryota; Fungi; Ascomycota; Saccharomycetes; Phaffomycetales; Wickerhamomycetaceae. Bases 1 to 1863 code for a protein of 620 amino acids.